Glycine soja is the source of this 1441-nucleotide messenger RNA. RefSeq lists its product as uncharacterized. The coding region runs from base 310 to 1257 and encodes 315 amino acids. NCBI's taxonomy places the organism in Eukaryota, Viridiplantae, Streptophyta, Magnoliopsida, Fabales, Fabaceae. The transcript has 2 exons. The record is from RefSeq and is a predicted model, not a curated record.
CAAAAGCAAAACAACUUUUUUUUGGUGCAUACAAGAUCAUCGUCUAGGUCUCUGUACCCUAUAGGUCCACACCCCAUUUAGCUUUUUUAUUCCAUGCCUUCUUCUCACGCCAUACACCCCACAAUAACACUCUUUCUUUUCUUAAGCCCCUCAUGCAUGGUGGCCCGUUCAGUCCCAUCAAUUUUUCUCUCCUUUUUUAUCAUCAUCCAAAUGCUGCCUAAACCUUAAUGCUUUCUCUUCCAUCAUGGCCUUGAUUUUCUUGUUAUUUCCAUUCCCCUCGGAACGGUAGUUAACGAGAAGAGAAAAACAAUGGAUGAAACUAAAAUUCUCUUAGAGUUGAAGUCCGUUUCGUCCUUAUGUGUUCAUAGCUUCAUCAACCUUCUAUGCGAAGAAACUAUUUCUUUUCUCUCAGUGUUCUCUUCAGAUCCUCUGUUUCAUUGCAUCGUGGCGUUUUGCACCUUGGUUUUCCUCUAUUUGCCACACCUUUUCUUGAAAAUAAUUCUAUCUCCAGUGCCCAUUCUCACUGCGAUUCUCCUUCUCUCUAUUCUCCGUCUCGGUGCAAUUCAAAGGUUACAACAUGAAAGAAGGGAGAAUCAUGUGAAACACGAAGAACAACCCAUCGUUUACGAAGAAAACAAGGGAAGUAAAUACAAGGGAGAGAAACAGAGUCCAUGUACCAUUGAACCUGACGAAACAAAGUCCGUAGAACAAGUGCACCAAUGGGUCCAUUCAGAAACAGAGGUCAUUUCCGACAUGGGUUUUGAAUCAAGUUCUCGUUUUGUUGAAUGGAACGUGAAAGCACCGUUGGAAGUGAUAUAUGAAGAGUAUGGUGAAGGUGAAGAAGCAGGGGAUGAUGCAAACGAGAACGUGGGUAUUAUGAGGUACCCUUCGUUGUCGCGUUUUUACCCGGAAUCGGAUUCCGAUAGCGAAUCGGAGAGUGAGUUUCCGGCGAUCGGAGAUUGGGACUCGCCGGAGGACCUUGAGUUUCGCUGGGGUGAAGAAGAAGAAGAUGAUGGUGAUGAUGAUGAUGAAGAAGAAGAAGACAGAGAAGGGUUGAUUGAGAUAGCUCUCGAUGGAUGCAAGAGGAAGAGGAACUUGGAAUUUAACUUUGAUGAAGAGAAUUUGAUUGAGAUCGAUAUUUCUCCGUCGAGGUACAGAGAACUUUCCGGCGACGACGAGGUGUUUUCCGGUAUACGUGGCAUUUGUAGUAGUGAACUGAGGAUGAAACUAUUCCAGCAUGAAACUCCACCUCCAUGAAGUGGUCUGCGGGUCGUAGAAAAGUUCAUAGACAACAAGUAAGGCACACACAUGACACAUGUGUACAUAGCAAAUUAAGGAUUUAAGGGCAAUGUUUGAUGGCUAAUAUUCUCUUUUAUUAUGCAAUUAACUUUUAUCUUCUUGUUACGUUUAACUUGUAAAAAAUAAAAAAAUGUUCUAAGGA